This is a messenger RNA of Aspergillus wentii DTO 134E9, 2970 nucleotides long. RefSeq lists its product as uncharacterized. Gene Ontology annotation, biological process: fatty acid biosynthetic process; secondary metabolite biosynthetic process. Gene Ontology annotation, molecular function: fatty acid synthase activity. The transcript has 2 exons. NCBI's taxonomy places the organism in Eukaryota, Fungi, Ascomycota, Eurotiomycetes, Eurotiales, Aspergillaceae. The record is from RefSeq and is a predicted model, not a curated record. Bases 1 to 2970 code for a protein of 989 amino acids.
AUGGCGAUGAACAUACAGCAAGCCUCCCUGGCUAACCAGGGUAAAGAAACACCACGGCUCUUCGUCUUGUCUGCUGUGGACAAGAAAAGUCUCAGAAAAACCGCAUCACAACUUCAAGACUAUCUCCUACCGCAAAACGAUAAAAGAUUAAUGGACGAUUUGGCCUUUACUCUUGCCAAGACACCCAAGUUGUCCUGCAACAGUUAUCUUCUCGCUAGGUCGCUUGAUGAGCUGGAGAAUCGAUUAUCAGACCAGAAUAUUUUCAAUACAACGAUCAAACAGAGUUUGAGGAUUGGCUUUAUCUUUACUGGCUCCGGAGCCCAGUAUCGACAUAUGGGACAGCAGCUAUUAAUAUACUCUGCGUUUAAAGAAUCCCUCGACGAGGCGGCAAAGUAUAUGCAGAGCCUAGGCAGUCUAUGGUCACUCACAGAUGAACUCUUCCACAACCCAAACAGUGACAUUCACAAUCCCGCGAUUUCCCAGCCGGCCUCAGUGGCCAUUCAGAUUGCCCUUGUAGAGCUUCUUGCGACCUGGAAUAUCCUCCCUUCUUAUGUGGUUGGUCAUUCCUCCGGUGAGAUUGCCGCCGCAUACUGUGCAGGAAGAAUAUCCCGUGAAGCUGCCUGGAAGAUUGCAUUUUGUCGUGGAUAUGUUUCAGUAAAGAGAAAAUCCCUCGGAGAAACCAUGAUGGCCGUUGGGCUUGAGGAGGAGAAGCUGCAGUAUUACCUGGAUGCAGUCCGCAGUCAAUACACUGGCGAAAUAGUGCUUGCAUGUUUAAACAGUCCAUACAACUGCACCGUCUCUGGCGACAAAGUGAUGGUUGACGCGCUGAAGUAUUUCCUCGAUGCCGACGGAAUUUUUGCACGGAAGAUCAAUGUCCAAAAUGCCUAUCAUUCGUCAAAGCACAUGAAGCCCAUUGCUGACGAAUAUUUGCGACUAAUAGACCCAUUGCCAUCGGGCAGGUUCUUCGUCUCGAACCCCGAAGUUGAGAUGUUUUCCACCGUCACCGCAGGGAAGAUUGCGAGCCCUUCUUUGCCUCCUUCAUACUGGGUGGAUAAUGUCAUUAACCCUGUCCGAUUCAUCGAUGGUGUGCGCGCAAUGCUCUCUGGUCCAUCGAUAGACGUUAUCGAAAUAGGACCACACGCGGCCAUGCGAAGUGCAGUCAAUGAGACUGCUGGAUCUCCCAUUUCAUACUCGUCAUUGCUUGACCGGAAGGAUUCUACGGUGGAAACUGCCUUGAAGACAGUUGGAAAUCUGGCCACCAAGUCAGCUUCUGUCGGUCUAUACGAAAUCAACCACAGCCACCAAAAGUAUAACCCUCAGUUUCUGACAGACCUCUUCCCACACCUCGCUGGAGCAGAUAUCGUUGAAAAACAGAGCAAGACAUACUGUCGAGAACAUUUACGGAACAAAUGGAAACCAGAUGUCAACAUGCUCACCAACUCUUCCUUCCACAGCUUAAUGCCGGCACAAGCUCCCAGAAUACAGCCACAGAACCUCCAUCAAAUGCAACUCGCAUCGGUGUUGUUGAUCACAGACGCCCUCGGCCAACUCAGAGAUCGCCCAGCGAGGAUUUUCAAAGGGCAUUUGCAGCGGUAUUAUGAGUGGAUGAAACUAGUCGCUGGUGAUCUUGUCACAGAUUCACUGGCUCUGGUGCCUCUGGAACAAUGGAGUCUAUUCACAGGAGAGCAGAAAGCCAAGGAUAGGCUGUAUCAAGCCGUACGGAAAACCCCUCAAGGGCGGCUCCUCGUGCGAAUGGGAACAAAUAUACCUGCCAUUCUACAUGCAGAGGUCAGCCCGCGGUAUUUGAUGUGUGAAAAAGACAAUCUGAUGAAGUUGUAUUGCGACACGCUGUCUGGGCUAGGCGAUAUCCCGGCCUCGUUGGCAUCAUACUUCUCCAUCAUGAGGGAAGGCUGUGCCGAUCUGCGAGUCCUCCAAGUGGGAGGUGCAACUGGGGGGUUCACGAAGCGCUGUCUACAGUCGCUCUGCCCACAGUUUGAAAAGCCGACUGUGGCAGAAUAUACAUUCACAGAUGUGUCGAACGCAGAGUUCUCGCAGAUUAAAGACAACCUAGAGGAGUGGCAAGAUCUUCUGUCCUUCCAGGAACUGGAUAUACAGGAAGACCCUGUUGUCCAGGGGAUUGCACCCGGUUCAUACAAUAUGGUUAUCGCUGCAGAUACGCUUCAUACAGCAGCAGAUUUACAAAAGGCCUUGCAACAUACCCGGUCACUUCUCAAGCCCGGAGGAAAGCUGGUGGUCCAAGAAGGCAUCAGACAGGAUCUACUGUGGACUCCGUUGACCUUUGGUCAAUUCCCAGAAUGGUGGAAUGCGAUCGAACCGGUGCGACGGUGGUGUCCCUUCAUCACUGUCCCCCAGUGGGAUACUCUUCUUCGCCAGUGCGGAUUCUCGGGUGUGGAUAUUGAGAUGCCCAGUUCGCAGGACUGGACCGUGAAUGCCGAAAGUGUUAUGGUGUCCACUGCAGUCGCAGCCAGCAGUUGGCAGGAAAAGGUCGUCAUUCUCUGUCAGGACAAUCACACAGGGUCUGAGAUAUCCGAGCUGCAGAGCGCGCUUCUACAGAAUCCUCACAUCGGGACAUGCCUUGUUAUGCAACUUGAUGAUGUGGACGAAAGAGAUCUGGCGAGCAGUGUGUGUAUCUCAUUUCUGGAUCUGCCAGAGGGAGCGCUGAUUAAUUCUUCUGAGCAAUAUAACGACAUAAGGCAUGUUCUGUCAACCUGCAGGCGAUUGCUAUGGGUUACAGACCCUGCUGGCAGCACCGAAGUCAUCCAAACAGCACGAUCGAGCCGUGGAACAGACUCGAAUCUCGUCACUCUGACGGCCGAGUUCGGUCCCUUCUCAACUGACAAUCUAGUCUAUUCCAUUUCCACCAUCUGCCAGUUCCAGUUCAUGAACGAACGCAGUGAUGUCGCGAAUGCUGAUUAUCUCCAGCGCGGUGGCGUGAUCUACCGUCGCUGA